Molecule: messenger RNA, 2064 nt
Organism: Heterocephalus glaber (naked mole-rat)
Lineage: Eukaryota; Metazoa; Chordata; Mammalia; Rodentia; Bathyergidae
Gene: Ltb4r
Product: leukotriene B4 receptor
Biological process (GO): complement receptor mediated signaling pathway; phospholipase C-activating G protein-coupled receptor signaling pathway; inflammatory response
Cellular component (GO): plasma membrane
Molecular function (GO): complement receptor activity; leukotriene receptor activity
Source: RefSeq, a predicted model, not a curated record
UAAACCUCUUCCCCCUUUAACUCUGGGUGUCGGGUAUUUUGUCUCAGCAAUGAGAGAAAAGUAACCAACACAAGGAUGCUGAUCUGCUUGCCCACCACUCAGUGCCUAAAUCCAAACUCAGCAGGGUAGCCACAUGGGCAAAUGCAGUGUGAGUGGUUGCGAGAAGAGGAAGAACUUGGUAUUCUGUGUGAUACCACAGCCAUUUAGACACUGGCUUCUACCAAAGAGAAUGGAGAAUUGGUUGAUUUGGAGUAGAAUCAUCCUUUUAAGUGAAGGGAGGGAGGGGAGGUGCUAGAAGAUGCCCUCCACCGCCUGCAACCCUGACAGUGGCUUGAACUGAAGCCAAGAAUAAGGUGCUCUCCCCUUUGGUUUACUGGCAUGCUCUCUUUAAAUCAUGAUGUUAUCUACCCUGUGCCCAGACCCAGAACCUAGUCACAGCGUCAGCUCACACUUCUCACUAAUCUGAAGAUCUAUAGUAUACACACAUUUCUAUGUGAAAUAUAAAGAAAAAAUACUUGUGGAUACCAGAAUUCUGGCCUCUCAUUGUGAGCCUGUUACUCCCUCCAGUUUCCUUCCCUCGUUCUCCUACAAUACAAUUCAUUGCUUUGUUAAUCUCUCCAGUCUGGACCUGUAUCUUGAGAUCACGCCCCGCCAGCUCACUCUCCACACCGCUCUUUCCUCUCAUUGCCCCUUCCAGGGCUCUUCUCAUCCCCUCCUAGUGAAGGGAGGGUUAGGGUUUCAGCCCCACCCUCAGGAAGAUGCACCUUCCCCCUCCCCUGCUCUGUGGUACUUCCUCUCUGGCGGACUUAGCUGACAGCACCCAGACCCAGGGCCAAGCCCCUGGCACUGGGACAGAUCUAGGGAUCAGCUACCUUGUCCUGACCCUGGGAUUGGCACCAGCUUCCAACCAGUAUCUGGCAAAACUUGUAUGUCCUUGUGAUGAACACGAACACUACAACUCUUGCAGCCCCCCCCUCUCGAGGUAACACCUUCAUACCUCUGUUGUCUAUGAUCCUUUUGUCCAUGUCGCUGGCUGUGGGGCUUCCCGGCAACACCUUUGUGGUGUGGAGCAUCCUGAAAAGGAUGCGGAAGCGGUCAGUCACUGCCCUGAUGGUGUUGAACUUGGCCCUGGCUGACUUGGCCGUAUUGCUCACCGCUCCCUUUUUCCUGCACUUCCUGGCCCAGCGCACGUGGAGUUUUAAACUGGCUGGCUGCCGCCUGUGCCACUAUAUCUGUGGAGUCAGCAUGUAUGCCAGUGUCCUGCUCAUCACGGCCAUGAGUCUGGACCGUUCCCUGGCAGUGGCCAGUCCCUUUCUGUCCCAGAAGAUGCGCACCAAGGCGGCGGCCCGGUGGCUGCUGGCAGGCAUCUGGGUGGCUUCCUUCCUGCUGGCCACGCCAGUCCUCGUGUUCCGCACGGUGAUGAGGGUGUCCAAGGAGACCAUAGUCUGCAAGGCAGAGUACCCCAGCGAAAGGCACAGGGCCUUUCAUCUGUUCUUCGAGGCCUUCACGGGAUUCGUGGUGCCCUUCCUGGUAGUGGUGGGCAGCUACUCUGACAUCAGCCGUCGGCUGCAGGCGCGGCGCUUCCGCCGCAGCCGCCGCACCGGCCGCCUGGUGGUGCUCAUCAUCGUGGCCUUCGCGGCUUUCUGGCUGCCCUACCACGUGGUGAAUCUGGUCGAGGGGAGCCGCGCGCUGGCCAGGACGCUAGCCCAGUCCCGCCAACAGCUGCAGAACGCCCGCUACGUGUGCAUCGCUCUGGCCUUCCUGAGCAGCAGCGUGAACCCGCUAUUGUACGCAUGCGCCGGCGGCAGCCUGCUGCGCUCGGCAGGCUUGGGCUUCGUCGCCAAGAUGCUGGAGGCCACUGGCUCAGAAACGUUCAGCACCCGCCGCGGGGGCACCCUAGGCAAGACUGUGAAGAGUGCCCCUGAGCCUCCGGAGACUGGCACCGCUGAAAGCCUCGACCCUCUCAAGCAAAGCGAAUCGAGCUAGGCCUAGUGGAAGGAUCCUCGCUUUCCUCCUGGAGGAAUGCCCCAUGCUUUUGGACCCAAUUCUGUACUCGGAGAACAG